Messenger RNA from Theobroma cacao (cacao), 1258 nucleotides. RefSeq names its product phytanoyl-CoA dioxygenase (PhyH) family protein (gene PAHX). Gene Ontology annotation, molecular function: phytanoyl-CoA dioxygenase activity. Lineage: Eukaryota; Viridiplantae; Streptophyta; Magnoliopsida; Malvales; Malvaceae. The record is from RefSeq and is a predicted model, not a curated record.
AAUAAAACAUUUUUCACCAGUGACCAAGAUUGAUUUCUUGGACUGACUCUUAAAUUUUAUUUAUUAGACAUAAAUAUUCCAAAAAAAAAAAAAACAGGCAUUUUAGAAUCCUUUCUGUCUCAGUAGCAUAGCCAAAAGCAACCGCCAUGGGAAUCGUCGGAAAUCUCUCUCCAGAGCAGCUCCACUCUUUCAACUCUCAAGGUUUUUUUGUGAUGGAAUCAUUUGCGAGCCCUGAAGAAAUUGGAGCUAUGAGAAAGAGAAUGGACGAAUUGCUUCAAGACUUCGACCCCUCCACCACCGCUUCUAUUUUCUCCACCAAAAAUCAGCUAAAGUUGACCAGUGAAUACUUCUACGAAAGUGCUGAAAAGAUUUCCUUUUUCUUUGAAGAAAAAGCAUUUGAUGAUGAUGGAAACUUAAAGCAAUCCAAGGAACUUUCUAUUAAUAAAGUUGGGCAUGCAUUACAUGAGAUUGACCCAGUGUUCAAAGAAAUCUCUUGCUCACAAAAAGUUUCUAGUUUGCUAUUCUCCUUAGGUUACAAGAGGCCAGUGAUCAUUCAGUCAAUGUAUAUUUUUAAGCAACCAGGUAUAGGAGGUGAAGUAACUCCACACCAGGAUAACUCUUUUCUUUAUACUGAACCUAAAAGUUGCACCGGGCUGUGGCUUGCUCUAGAAGAUGCAACAAUUGUAAACGGCUGCCUUUGGGCCAUUCCUGAAUCUCAAAAAAAUGGCCUUGUUAGAAGGUUCAUUAGGGGUGAAGAUGGAGUGUACUUUGAUCAGCCUUCCCCUUCCUAUGACCAGAAGGAUUUUGUGCCUAUUGAAGUGAAAGCUGGGUCUUUGGUUGUAAUUCAUGGUGAUCUUAUUCAUCAAAGUUUUGAAAAUCAAUCUCCAAAAUCAAGGCAUGCAUACAGCUUGCAUGUGGUAGAUACUGAUGGCUGCAAGUGGGCAGAAGAUAAUUGGAUCAAAAGAAAAGUGGAGCCAGAGCCCCUCUACGCAUCUUGAUCAGACUCGAGAGUUUUUAUCUCUGGUUGUUGCGUGGGGCGUUAAUGCAUGUCUCUAAGCAAAAUUGUUUAUACUAAGUUCCAGUUUGUGUAUUAUAAGAUCGUGCUCGCCACACACUUGCUACUGAAAAACCAAAAUGGCCGGGCCCUUUUAAUGUUCCUUCAGCUACAUUUCGAUGUUUAUUGACAUCUCGACAAAAUAAUAAUACACUUCACAAAAAUUAAAUAGCCAGAAGCCUAGCUUGAAUGCUUUUUGGUGUU